Messenger RNA from Symbiodinium pilosum, 271 nucleotides. Lineage: Eukaryota; Dinophyceae; Suessiales; Symbiodiniaceae. The record is from the annotation of a GenBank genome assembly.
GCUCCAUCCCAGAAGACAACAAGGUGAAGGCGCUGAAAAAUGUGAAGGAGUACAUUGGAGGCGGCAAUUGCGCAAAAUUGGUUUUCGAUGUUGAGUACGAGAAGGAUGCGCCGGAUCUUCAUACCAAGCUAUUCGCAAAGAUUCCGUUUCCCUUGGGCGGCAACACUCUUUCAGAUCGUAUGGCCUCCUCCGUGAUGCAGUCUGGCGCAGAGAUCGGCGAGAUCAACGCCCAGCGGCUGCUGGAGUCCCGGCUACCUUUCCAGGUGCCCCG